ACCGGAAACAGAAUUAUGGCUUUUAUGGUGGUCAGCUAGGAAAAAAAGUGAACAUUUUUUUUAGAUUUCUGUGACUUCUGCGAUACUCAGUGUCACUUUAAAACAAAAGUUCACAGCUGGUCUUAUCGCUAAGUCCGACACGUCACUGGAAACAUGCCUAGGCACGAGUUUGAGGUGGAGAUGAAAUGUACUGGAUGUUCAGAUGCUCUUACCAGAGUCCUCAACAAGCUGGGAGAUGUAAAGUUUGAGAUCGAUCAGCCAAAUAAUCUGGUUUGGAUUGAGUCCGACAAGGAUGUGGAGUUUCUCACAGAGACGCUGAAGAAAACUGGAAAGCCCGUCAAGUACAACGGCACUAAAUGAAGGAAUCUGCUUUGUGGAAGUUUUGCUGCUGUAAAGUGAAGAGGUGACCUGGAGUUAAACACCCACGAAGGUGCCAGCUCCUUCCAUUCGACAUGGAUGAGCAGAAAAUUAAACCAGGCGGUCUCAGAGUGGAGCUCACAUUUCAAUCAGCCUUUAAAGAUCAGAUUCUAUAUUUUCCUCUUCCUCCCAGUAAGAUAUGAUAUAAGAUCAUCUGUUUCCUUUUGUCCAAUAAGGUGCAGUGGGUGAUUGAUUUUAAUGUGCAUGACCUUUAUACAUUUAUCUACAUUCUUUCUAUUCAAAUUAAUUUUGAUGUUUUCAGGUGAAAUUUUGAUUUUUUUUAAAUUCCGUCCUUUUCAUAUUUGCUACAUUGUAUAUUUCACGUUUUGCCCUCAGUGACAGAUUUUUAGUUCUAAAUUUAUAAAUUCAGGAUGUGCAGUCGGAAGUUUGGACCAUUUUUUUAUUAAAAACGUGUUUUUGUCUUUAAAAACAAUCCCACUUAAAGCUGCAAUACAAUGAUGUUAAAUGUUGAGCCUAUUUAUUUUUU
Molecule: messenger RNA, 904 nt
Organism: Nematolebias whitei (Rio pearlfish)
Lineage: Eukaryota; Metazoa; Chordata; Actinopteri; Cyprinodontiformes; Rivulidae
Gene: atox1
Product: antioxidant 1 copper chaperone
Exons: 4
Coding region: 154-360 (68 amino acids)
Biological process (GO): copper ion transport
Cellular component (GO): cytosol
Molecular function (GO): metal ion binding; copper chaperone activity
Source: RefSeq, a predicted model, not a curated record